GUGUGUACGGAUGAUAGAUUGAUGUUUGUAAUAUUCAUCAUAUAUUUCCAUGAACAGCCUCUAACCACGAGACUCUCACAUUCCUCCACACAUCCCAUUUCUCCUUGGAUCUCUGGGAGAAAGGACUCAUCUUCGAACUUCAGAAGCAAAUAAGACACUCUCUGGAAGUUAGCAUAUCAUUCUCCCUCUCCAUACCCAGCGUAUUUGAGCGUAAAAAACUGUGAAUUAGAGGAUAUUGGUCAGAAAUGGCGGGUGAUAUUGAAGAGCCUUUUAGGCUCAAUUUCCAUGGGGAAUCUCUUAGGUCCGGUUCCAUAUCAUUUGGGCGGUUUGAAAACGAAGAUUUGUGUUGGGAGAGGAGGUCGUCUUUCUCACACAAUAGGUACCUCGAAGAGGUUGAGAAAUAUUCAAAGCCAGGCUCUGUUACUGAGAAGAAGGCAAUUCUCGAGGCCCAUUUUAAAAGGCGGGCAGCACUUUCAAGCCAAAGCUCUUCAGAGUCUCAUAGCAGCAAGAUUGAGUGCCAAACUAGUGGAAAUGAUCUAUUUGAGGAUAAUGCCAAUGAAGCGGUAGACAUCAGAGUGACUGAGAGUGGGGGGUAUGAUGGGGAUUUUGAACGGUUCAAUGAUUGUAGUUAUUCCACACAGAGCCAUGAUGUUGAACCCGAACCGAUAGGGUGUGAAAGUGAAGAUCGUGGGCUUUAUUAUUAUUGCAACAAUGAUGAUUAUGAAACUCAUAGUAAACAUGGUGAUGAUACUAGUGGGGUUGUUUGUGAACAUUUUCAAGAAGAAGAUGAUUGUAGUGCAGUUACUGGAAGAACAACAACAACAGUCAACUGUGAUGAUGAAUCAAUGCUUCUCACCAAUGGGAAUGUAAGAGCUGAAAAUGUGACAUCAAGCACAGUCAGCCUGGUUCCUGCUUCUUAUGAAAUUGAAAGUGAAAUUGAAAAGUGUGCAAGCACCAGUUCAGAGUCACAACAACAAAGUAUUUCUCCAAAGGUGAACUCUGAAUCACAUUUGAAAUCUGGAGCAUCUUUACAUAAUGCUGUUAAGCAAAGAGCAACGUUCCCGAAACAAGAUGCCAAGGACCUUACAGGGAAACCUAGAAGGAAGAACUCUGACAUUUUAGUCAGGGAGAAACCGGUUUUGCAAUCAAGUGCUACUGCUACUAACUGUUCCAUUUCAACAACACCAAAUUAUGAGGACUCAUUUAGUUCAAUAAGUAAUAUUUAUGAAGAAAGUACAAGCACUGAAAAGAAAUAUAGGACAAAAGAAAAGGUUGUCAAGAAUAGGUAUCAAAGUCCAAGCAGGCCCAAGUGUGGUGAAAAUAGUAAAAGUACACCAGGCAUGAAGCAAAGCUGUUCUUCUUUCAGUUUUAAGAGUGAAGAACGUGCAGAGAAGAGAAAGGAGUUCCUAAUAAAGCUAGAGGAGAAAAUGAAUGCUAAGGAAGCUGAAAUGCAUCAACUUCAAGCAAGAAGGCAGGAAAAGUCUGAAGCAGAGAUUAGAAGGUUGAGAAAAAGCCUAAAUUUCAAAGCAACUCCCUUGCCUUCUUUUUACCAUGAAGAUGGGCAACAUUCAAAUAGAAAUAAGAACAUGGGCAAUAGACCCAAACCAAGUAUGCCGCGCAAGAAUCAUUCACACCCAACUGACCUGAGCACUUCAUUAGCUGCUGAAAACAGCACAUCUACAUCUGGGGCGACAAAAAACGGGGCCCACUUCGCUCGUAAAGUUCUGAAUGCUCCAUCACCACAAGCCUCGACCAAACAUCGCUCAACAAUAUCUUCUGAUGGCAGCAUGUCCUCUUCACAAGUCUGCAUGGGUGACAGAAAAAGCCGCAAAAUCAAAGUUGUAAAAGAGGAUACUAAACGAGGUAUCAACUCGCGCAGCAGUAACCGUAGAUUCAAUUGCCUUGCAGUUGGCGCAGCCUCCUAAAAUGUGGUCAUAUCAAAAGCACUUUACAUAUAUGCAUGCAUUCUCUCCUUUUAUUAACAAAAAUGAAAUUUUAUUAAUUAGUUGGUUGAAUUAGUUGGUUGUUACUCUGUAAUCUGUAUGCACUCAUGCGAACACCCACAUAUGUAUAUAUAUGGAGCAUGUAAUUAUGUGUAGUUUGAGAGACUUUGUUGUUGGGACAUUGGCAAGAUGUAUUAAAAUGCUGCACUAGAAACCAUAAAUCUAAAGAAAUAAAAGGCCACUAAAUUAGUGAGCAUCCUUUACAUUUGGUACAGUAAUA
This is a messenger RNA of Cuscuta epithymum, 2223 nucleotides long. NCBI's taxonomy places the organism in Eukaryota, Viridiplantae, Streptophyta, Magnoliopsida, Solanales, Convolvulaceae. The record is from the annotation of a GenBank genome assembly.